This is a messenger RNA of Gavialis gangeticus (Gharial), 3372 nucleotides long. RefSeq names its product G protein-coupled receptor 20 (gene GPR20). Bases 655 to 1728 code for a protein of 357 amino acids. Gene Ontology annotation, cellular component: membrane. Gene Ontology annotation, molecular function: G protein-coupled receptor activity. Lineage: Eukaryota; Metazoa; Chordata; Crocodylia; Gavialidae. Gene Ontology annotation, biological process: phospholipase C-activating G protein-coupled receptor signaling pathway; positive regulation of Rho protein signal transduction. The record is from RefSeq and is a predicted model, not a curated record. The transcript is spliced from 5 exons.
GGGAAAGGCAGAGAGAUGCACUGCAAAAUCCUGGCUUGUUCUGGGGAGGUGAGAAGCGAGGUAUGCAUUGCCCGUACGGUGCAGCGGUUGCUUGCUGGCUUCCAGCCUCUUGAGCCAAUUAAUUCGCCGUGCCGGCAGAGCUCAUCUUCCCACGGAGGUAGGAAAGCUGACCCAGAGAGAUGGAUGCAGCGAUGGAUAUAAGGGCGAUGGUGAAGAGCUAGUACCGUACGGAAAGCUGAAGUCCUUCUCGGCAUCUCUAACACUUCAUAAAUUGCAGGCAGGCUGAAGGCAGCGAGCCAGAUACUCUUGCAGAAAAUCUGAACGCUGAAGACAAGUGGAAAAUUUUUUUUUUUAGUGUUUUUUUUUCCCCUGUUGGUUCCAACGCUAUAUUUAGAAGAGAGCAAGAAAGAUCAAGCAUUUCUUCAUAGACCGUAGACACUCCAGUGUAUUCUUGCUCCUGGUAACAGAUGUCUCCUUUUGGGACGGUGCUCAGUUCCAUGGAGGGAUUUUCCUAACCUCAGCUCCUCCAAGGUAGAAGAGGAAAUCAGGUCAGAGCUACCUGAUCUGAAAUCCAGACCCGGGCAUACAGAAUAGCAGUAAGGAAUCGAGAGUAAGGAAGCUCACACUUACCGCAAGGUCACCAGAGCACUGACCAUGCCGGCCACAUCCACCCAAGUGCCGGGCCUCAGCCUUAGCAACUCCACCAGCACACCCAGCAUCUCAGAUAACAACAGCUUGUUCUACAGGUUUGUCCACCUGGAUAACGACCUAUACAAAGACUUUUACAGCUUGUGGAUAUCUUUGAUGGUCAUCAAUUCCAUCAUUUUCCUGGUGGGCGUGGUGCUCAACAGCUUGGCGCUCUAUGUGUUCUGCUUCCGCACCAAGACAAAAACCACCUCUGUCAUCUACACCAUCAACCUGAUUGUGACUGACCUACUGGUGGGCUUCUCCUUGCCCGUCCGGAUCAUCAUGCACUACAGUGCAAGGGACUGCUUGAAAUGCUCUUUUGUUCACAUAUUCGGCUACUUCGUCAACAUGUACUGCAGCAUUCUCUUCCUGACGUGCAUCUGUGUUGACCGGUACCUGGCCAUCGUGCAGGUGGAAGCCUCUCGGAAGUGGAGAAAUCCCACCUGUGCCAAGGGGAUCUGUGUCUUCAUCUGGAUCUUUGCCACGGUGGUGACAUUCUCUGUCCUGACCAUGGCAAUAAAGUUCGCCCACUGCUGCGUUGCCAAAAUCUUGGCCUUGAUGGUCUGUGAGUACUUCUUCCCGCUUGUCAUCAUCACCUUCUUCACCACUAGGAUCAUGUGUGCGCUGUCUAAACCCAGCCUCAUGCACCAGAGCCGGGAGAGGCGCAUGAGGGCUGUACAGCUCCUUAUCACCGUCCUCAUCAUCUUCAUGAUCUGCUUCACUCCUUUCCAUGUGCGCCAAGUGGCUAUUUCCAUCAACCCAGACAUGCCCAAGAGCAUCAGCCUGGUAGUUUAUCACGUGACGGUGACACUGAGUAGCCUCAACAGCUGCAUGGACCCCAUCGUCUACUGUUUUGUCACCAACAACUUCCAGGCAACCAUGAAAAGCAUCUUCAGGAAGACCGAGCUGGAGCAAACCAGCAUGGACAUCAUCAGUAUGAACAAGAAUUCCAAGGGCUCGGGCACAAAUGCAAUCAUUGCCUUCUCCAACACGAUCGGGAGCCCUCUGAGCUUGCCUUCCCCAAGCAAUACACAGAUCUAAUCAAGGGGCCAUAGUGCAGCAGGCUGGCGCACGGUCACUGGAAUACCACUGGGUUGGACAGUCCUAUUGCCCUUGACCUUGUGUUGUCUAGCAGGAGGUUUAAACCAAUUGUGUUGGAAUUUCUUCCUCAAGAACAUGCUGCUCUGUUUGGAAAGAGGAGCUCUCAGUGCUGUUCAUGCCAAUGCAAAAGAUAGUCUGCGACUGACUGCACAGGGCAGGAACGCUCUAUUUGCAUUUGAACACAAACGUCUUCCUCGUGCCGAAUCCAGUUCUGCCGGUGGUUUUGUUUACUGUUUCACACCGUGAUGUGUGGUGCUCGGACGCAGAAGAAGGCCAUGUUUCCUGUGAAAGCCUUCCCACCUUGGAAAUGUUGCUCUUGAGAAACAGAGAUGUUGCUGAGCUCUCCACUGGUUGAGUGACUGCCAAGAUUUUAGAUGCCAUGCAAGGAAAUGGAGAGGGACAAAGAAAGCCCAUGAGCAGCAAUUCAAAUGUCUCUGAAAUGUGCCUGGACUUUAUGGAAGAUACUGUAAAGCAAAAUAGUAAUAAUCCCUGACAAUGCAACUAUAAGGAAAGGAAGCAUUUGGUUUUUAUAUCUAAUAUAUAUAUGUGCAAGGAUUUUUUAUUCUGUUUGUUGGUGUUUAGUAUGUUCUGUAUUCAGAUUAGUCACUGGAAUCGCAGGUUUCCCUAAAUCUCAGACGGGCACAGAAAAAGUCUGUACAAACCAGUGCGAUUCCCUAAAAACUCUACUUACUCCUCUUGCUGCGAUAAUGAUGACAAACAGGACCAACAUGUUAAGUUGUAUUAUAUUAGGAUUUGCUAUUCCAACUCCCAUCUGGUUCUGUCUAAUUGAGCAUCUGUCCUGCUGAUACAAAUAAGGAAGUUAAAGGGAAAGGAAAAUCCACCUUAAAUAUGUAGGUUGAAAGUCACCUCCAUGCAAAGCCACUCACAUGAUUUAAUUCCCCAUGUUUGGGAUUUAAACAGUGCUCUCGUCUCUCUGCAGACCUUCCCUACAAUGCUGGCUGAAUGCUAUAUUAUUUCUCCCCUGUAUCACACCAUUAAAAUAAGGUAAGCAUGAACUAGCAUCUCAAAGAAACAGCAAGAGACAAGAGUCUGAAUGAAAAAUGCCAUCCCGAUGAUGAUGAUGGUGGAAGUUGCAGCUGGAAAAAUAUUCUGUUGAUUCCAGCUGGCUACAAAUGUUUUUCAAACAGAUCAGUGGAUCUAUACUGCUCCACCAGUUCCUGGUCUAAUGUCCUUCAAGCUGAAGGUGACCGACGGAAACCAAUGAAGAGUAUUUUAAGAAUCUGAAUGGAGUUUACUGGGAUUUCCAUUAGACAGUAUACUGUUCUGCAGGACAGUGCUUCAUUCAGGACCUGAGUUUGAAAAUAAUCAGCUGUGGAUAACGUGACUCUCUGCAUAGCAUAAGGAUCUGUUCCCGUCAGCUCUUCCAUGAGCUUCAUAAAGCUGCCAGCACCACCUCCUCCCUAACGGCCGAAGCUGCCGCUGCCUCCAGCCGGGGGAGCAGAGAUACCAUCCGCCUGCAAGAGCCCCCCACCAGAGCAACCCCAGUACCUGCGAAGAGGACCUGCACCUCACCGCUGGGAGCUGAGCUGGCUGCACAAAGCUGGAGGGGCAGCAGGUCAGAGG